AUGCCUCUUUUCGAUCUCGGCUCUCUGUUCCUCGACCACGUUGUCUUCAUCACCAACCUCGUCUACAUGAACAUCGCCCUCUCCAAUGCUGAACCCGGCCUGCUUUUCCCUCUUUACGUUGUGUCGAAGCUACUGGCUCGAGGACCUGAAGAUUGGGAUUCUCCCACCGCAAAAUGGCCCCCGCCCAUGAAAUGGAAUUCGAGACCGGAUCGCCUGUCAUACCUGGACCUGGUUCACUAUGUUCCCUACCAAGUUGCCUGGCUCAACGGCAUAGCUGUAGCCUUUUUCCUGCUGAACAUCAUGUUUUUCAUUACGAACUGUGCCCUUGCCUGUAUUCGGUUCAAAUCUAGACCAGGGGCCCUCACGCAUUCAUUUACAGACCAGACGGAAUCGCUCUUCAUUCCUUCUGCUGUUGUCUCCUUCGCCAUCAUAUCGAUUAACAUAUGCCAAUUCGGUGUGCCACAUGUAGGGCCGUGGCUCCUUAGAAUCAUGCAGAUUCUGUUCUGGUUCUACAUAGCCUUGAGUGUGCUCGCCAGUGCAACCAUAUAUCUGAUUCUUUGGUCGACACUGAUCUUCCCUAUUCACACUAUGACUCCUACUUGGGUCUUCCCGGCCUACCCUCUGCUCCUCACGGCACCUUUUGCGAGCAACCUUAUCCAAGCCGCUGUCCAAACGAACCAGCAAGUCGUCACUCUUAACAGGACUGCUAUUGCGCUUUGUGCAGUAGCUACGCAAGGUGCGGGCUGCUUGAUUGCCUUCAUGAUCUCAGCUGCCUUCAUCUAUCGAUUAAUGACGCAGAAACUGCCGCGGGAUUUUCAACGCCCUGGUGUGAACAGCAGUGCUGAUGCGCCCAAAAACCUCCCAAUCCACACCCCCGAGCAGUCGGUAGCAACAAUCCAGCCCAAGUCCAGCCAUGCAGCAGACGACUUUUUGCAGGGCUUCUUGGAUCCCUCGUUUGACCCAGCAGCGUAUCUGAAUGCUACUUUGCCGCCGCUUCAACAUGGCAGCCACCACUUAUCAAGAAGCAACGGCCAGGCCGUCCCGCUUGCCGAUUUGUCCAAUGAGGCGCAAACGCUGCUGUCCCAACUCAACAUACACACGACGAGGCUUUCCGGAACGUUGACCCAGUUGACAGAUGACAUCCUCCGGAGCGGCAGCCGACUCGCCUACGAAGUCGAGCUUCUCCGAGGUGAGACUCUGAGUCUUGCUGAGACGAUGAAUGAGACGCUGCAGGAGGACAUCAAGAAGUUCGCGCCAAGUGAUGUCAAUCAGGUGGUGAAGGAACCAGCGCCCAAAGCCACGGAUGGGCAAGGAAGGAGAGAAUCUGUGGGCGCCAAUAAGACCGAUGAGGGUACGGUCACGGAGGGGCAAGCGGCAAUGUCAGAACCGCCGUACAUCAAUCAACUGCGGACGCUGACGGUGGUCCGAUCCCGCCUCGACACCGUCAUUAAGACCUUUGGAGACGCCAUGGAGUUCGUCUUUCCGCCGUCGGAGCUCUCCGUCAGCUCGUCCUUCCUCUCCGUUUCAGCGCCCGAUCCCGGCGCGGAGCAGCACAGCACGGAGGAGAAGGGACAGCAGGUCCUUCAGGGUCUACGAGACGAGAUAUCGCAGCUCCUGACCAAGUUGGAGGACCCGGUCAAGGGCAUCGAGAAGGCGGCGCAGCGCAUCGAGGAGCUUAAAGAGCUCAACAAGGUCUGGAAAGGCACGGCGGAGGAGAAGGGCAGGACCAAGUUCAUCGAGAGCUUGGCCAAGAUGGUCGAGGACCGGCAUAGGGACCUCAUGAGGGAGGUUGACCAGGCGAGCAGGAGAGAUUUGAAUGACGGGCGAGCGAGAAAAGGGAGUGUGCAUGCCGAUGCGGCGGAGAACAAGACAUAUCUUGGAGGAUGGGCAUAUCAAGGAGCUUUGCAUGCAAGCUGUGAGGCACCAGAGCCUGAGAUUCUGGGUGGCAGUGAGGGACACCUCGCAAAGAAGCGCAUGCUGACACUCUGGAAGAUAGAGCGCAAAGUUAGAUAG
Colletotrichum orchidophilum is the source of this 2013-nucleotide messenger RNA. RefSeq lists its product as uncharacterized. Gene Ontology annotation, molecular function: malate transmembrane transporter activity. The record is from RefSeq and is a predicted model, not a curated record. The transcript is spliced from 7 exons. Gene Ontology annotation, cellular component: membrane. Gene Ontology annotation, biological process: malate transmembrane transport. Lineage: Eukaryota; Fungi; Ascomycota; Sordariomycetes; Glomerellales; Glomerellaceae. Bases 1 to 2013 code for a protein of 670 amino acids.